AUGACUGAAUCGAGAACUCUCCGGUCUUCCAAACGCCGAAAGCUCUCAAACACAGCGCUAGUCAAAGACGACGACCGUUCAGACUUUCUCCACGAGGCAAAGGAGUCGGUAGAGCCUAACGUGCAGGGAAAAACCCGAUCGAGCAGCAGGCUGAAAAAGGCCCAAAGCAAUGGUGCUCCACCCAAACCGUCAUCGUCGCGUGCACGCCAAACGGAUCCCCAGAAAGAAAACACGGGGAAAACAACAGCAACGAAAAAGCGGCUGAAGCCCGUGGCGUCUGUUGGACGGCCAAAGGAAAGGAAUAAGGACCUUGAGGAUGAGAGUAUCUGGGAUAUUCCUAUAGAGGUUGAUACGGAGCAAGAUGGUCAAGGACAGGACGGGUUGGUUGGUGCGCUUCUAAGUCGGGCAUGUGGACCUCAGAAGGAUGUCGAAGAUGCAGACUCUUCCGCGGUUGCGGCACAGUUACAACUCGAGCUAUCUAGAAACCAGCUUGUUAUACCCCUUCCACAGUUACUCGAGGAUACUCCGUAUGCAGCGAAGCUUCGAUCGUUCUGCGAAAGCCAUGGCCUUGAGGACAUGACGAGAUCCCUUGCUAAAUUUCUCCUGGAAAAAUUAAACGGCACGCAGCUUCUUCCGCUCAAAGGGUUAGCGGCCGAAUAUCAAGCAGUCUACCAACUGAUUGAGCAAACUAUCCUUGCCGGAGAAGGAAACUCCAUGUUACUUCUCGGUGCUAGAGGCUGUGGGAAAACCGCGCUUCUGGAGACUGCUAUUUCGAAUCUUUCAAAAAGUCAUAAAGAAGACUUCCAUGUUGUUCGCUUGAAUGGCUUCCUUCACACGGAUGACAAAAUCUCCCUAAGAGAAAUAUGGCAUCAGCUCGGGCGUGAGAUCAACGUUGACGACGAUUUGAGCAAGACCUCGACUUAUGCGGAUACAAUGGCAUCUUUGCUAGCUUUGCUAUCCGAAGUGCCCAACGAUGCAUCCGAUGCUUUCACCACUACUAAGUCGGUCAUAAUUAUUCUAGAUGAAUUCGAUCUUUUUACAUAUCAUCCGCGCCAAACACUGCUCUACAACCUUUUUGAUAUCGCUCAAGCCAAAAAAGCGCCUAUCGCAGUUAUCGGCCUAACCACGAAAGUGGACGUUAUGGAAACCCUCGAGAAACGGGUGAAGAGCAGGUUCAGUCACAGAUACGCUUUCUUACCGCGGCCUCGGACCUUGGCUGAGUUUUCUGAAAUCUGCAUGGCAGGAUUGAAAAUUGACUCUGUUGAGAUACAGGAUUACUCCUUGCAGUCAAGACAGUCUCACCAUUCCGACAAUAUAAGGAGCAUUGUGAAGAGCCCUAAAUUCCAGACUCUAUUAGAGCAAUGGAACGCUUAUCUUGAACGCCUCUGGGACGAUAAACCUUUCCAAACACACUUGAAAACGAUAUUCCAUCGCACAAAAUGCCCCAAGGACUUCUUUACUAGCGCGCUUUUGCCAGUAUCAAAUCUCGCCUUAGGGCCCUCACACAAACCUUUACUAAUACCAACCGCCAAUUCAUUCACCUCCGAUAUACUCUGCCCCGACCCAGCACCCUUCCCGUUUCCGACAGCUUCGGCCACUUCAACGAGCACUGUCUCAUUACCAGUGUCGCUUUUGCUGGCUGCUACACGCUUAACAGCUCUCCACGAUCCAAAUUUGAGCUCCCAACCCCAGAGCCUAAUUCCAGUGACCCUUAGCUUCCCCGCUGUAUACGCAGAAUACGUACGGCUCCUCACGUCGGCGAAAGCUUCAGCCUCUGCGUCCGGUGCUGCCGCAACACCUGGCCGGAUAUGGGGCAAAGAAGCCGCGAGGGAAGCGUGGGAAAAACUGAUUGGCUGGGGACUGGUUGUCCCAGCCCCCGGAGGUGGUGGGAUUGGGGACGGGAAAACGUACAAAAUCGAGAUCAGUUUCGAGGAAGUUGUUGACGGGAUGGGCCAGAAUGGUGUAGGCGCUUUGGGGCGCUGGUGGAGGGACGGAUGA
Molecule: messenger RNA, 1998 nt
Organism: Uncinocarpus reesii 1704
Lineage: Eukaryota; Fungi; Ascomycota; Eurotiomycetes; Onygenales; Onygenaceae
Exons: 2
Coding region: 1-1998 (665 amino acids)
Biological process (GO): DNA replication; DNA replication initiation
Cellular component (GO): nucleus; nuclear origin of replication recognition complex
Molecular function (GO): ATP hydrolysis activity; DNA replication origin binding
Source: RefSeq, a predicted model, not a curated record